This is a messenger RNA of Capronia epimyces CBS 606.96, 1020 nucleotides long. RefSeq lists its product as uncharacterized. The transcript has 3 exons. Gene Ontology annotation, biological process: ceramide biosynthetic process; ceramide catabolic process. Gene Ontology annotation, cellular component: endoplasmic reticulum membrane. Bases 1 to 1020 code for a protein of 339 amino acids. NCBI's taxonomy places the organism in Eukaryota, Fungi, Ascomycota, Eurotiomycetes, Chaetothyriales, Herpotrichiellaceae. The record is from RefSeq and is a predicted model, not a curated record.
AUGCCAUCAUGGCUUCCCUCGAUCCCCUAUCCUCCUCCCGAUCAGCCUGGCUACUGGGAUCCGGUCACGUCAACUCUCCAAUGGUGUGAAGAGGAUUAUUAUGCCACGUACUAUUCCGCCGAGAUCAUCAAUACCUUGACCAACCUCAUCUUCAUAUACCUGGCGUGUAAGGGAGUCAAGAGCUGCAGGAAAUAUGGCCACGAUAAAGUCUUUGAGGUCUCAUAUUUUGGAUAUCUUCUCGUGGGGUUUGGGAGCUUCAUGUUUCAUACCACACUGAAAUAUCCCUGGCAAUUGGUCGACGAGUUGAACAUGAUCUACACAACGUGCCUCAUGGCAUACGCCAGUCUUUCAUACUCACGCUCCUCGCAGGUACAAGUGGCUCUUGCAGUUUUCUUGGUUCUUUUCUGCGCCUUCAUUACGGUCUACUACCACUAUCUUCAAGAUCCAACAUUCCACCAGAGUGUCUAUGCCGCAUUGACGGUAUUCAUCGUGUUCCGAAGCCUUUACAGCAUGGAGUACAGUUUACGUCCCUCCUUGAGACGGACGGAAGAGAAGCAUCGCCUCGAGCGCGAAAAACAAAAUCAGCCGGCACUGUCGAAACAGCAACAAGAUUACGAGAACAAACGAGACAUGGCUAUCCUCAAGAACAUGUGGUUUCUCGUCGGCUUUGGUGUGUCCAUCUUCCUGGGUGGGUUUGGCCUUUGGGGCCUAGACAAUAAGUACUGCUCGACUUUGAGAGGUUGGCGCCGUGCCAUUGGUAUGCCCUGGGGAUUCCUUCUGGAAGGACACGGUUGGUGGCAUUUAAUGACGGGGAUUGGCGCCUAUUGCUACAUUGUCUGGGGCAUUCACCUGAGACACAUCCUCAACGGCGAUCAAGAGCAUUACCGGAUGGAUUGGCCAAGCAUCUUUCGCUUGCCCGAAAUCGUGAAGGUCUCGGAACCAGAGGCAAAAUCGAACAGCAGGGCCGGGAAUGGAAGUGCAAAUGGAAGUGUUACAGGGGAAGCAAAGAAGUUGAGGUGA